Dicentrarchus labrax (European seabass) is the source of this 1956-nucleotide messenger RNA. RefSeq names its product endothelin 2 (gene edn2). Gene Ontology annotation, cellular component: extracellular region. Gene Ontology annotation, biological process: vein smooth muscle contraction; regulation of vasoconstriction; intracellular calcium ion homeostasis. Gene Ontology annotation, molecular function: hormone activity; endothelin B receptor binding. The transcript is spliced from 5 exons. NCBI's taxonomy places the organism in Eukaryota, Metazoa, Chordata, Actinopteri, Moronidae. The record is from RefSeq and is a predicted model, not a curated record. The coding region runs from base 109 to 624 and encodes 171 amino acids.
GCGUGAACACAAAGCACCUGUUGCUGCUCUCCAACACACACAAGACUCUUCUACACCUCUUGGAGUGCAUAAACUGCUGCUUUUACACAUCAGAACAUCAGACACAGAAUGAUGAUGGCUGCCUUCAUGUGCAAGACUUUGACUUUAUUCUUCAUCUGCAUGGCUCUGCAAGAGGGUUGUGGACUCCCGUUAUCAGACCGGGCAGAGCUGCCAGCUCAGGCUCCACAUCCACACCGCGUCAGGACCAAACGCUGCUCCUGUAACAGCUGGGAUGAUAAAGAAUGCAUCUAUUUCUGCCACCUGGAUAUUAUCUGGGUCAACACGCCAAGUAAACUCCUUCCUUAUGGCCUUGGAAGUCCCUUGUCUCGCCGCCGCCGCUCAACUGACCGUUGCGAAUGCCUCAACCCAGCCGAUAAAACCUGCUCGGGUUUCUGCCGUAAAAGCUCAGAGAAUCCAAGGACUACUGUCGUGGGCCCAAAGACAGAAUCAAGCAAAAGCAGCAACAAAUUGUUGGCAUCAUUCAGAUCUGUGGUCAAGUCCAACAUGGUGAUCGCAAAAGAGAUUCUGUCAUCAAACAAGAACCCAGGAUGGGUCAACUGGCUGAGGAGCAGAACAAGGAGAUAGUGGAUUGAACAAAUACCAGAAGCAGUUCAAUCACCAUGGAUUCAACCUCCAUGGACCGGAGACUCCUCCAGCUGCCCUCAAUGCCAGCACCAGGGUUUAGACAUGUGUCAAAAGUCUUACCAACUCUGGGGAUGUGGAGGUGGAAAGAUGGAGGACAAAAGAGGCAGUGGAUAAAGUAUUUAAUCAACAAAGUAGAGCUUCAGACGACUGGCAGAUCACCAAGACAGAAGCUCUACGGCAGGAGCAAUGUUGGGUGGAGACAAAAUCCUUUCUUGAACUCUCGAACUUUUUGAACCUGGCAACAGUCUACACAUGUCAAGGAAGGAUCAAUUAAAGCUGAGCACACGGAAACUGGUGUCUGCCCUUUUGGGCGACCACAUCAAGAAACACUUAUCAGUCACCCGUCUGUGCUUAUUUGGUUUCCAUGGACACAUGCCUGUGACUCGUUCGGAAUGGUUUUAAAUCCACCACUCACAUGCACUAUGACAGGAUUGUAGGAUCAUUACAUAUUUCAGAGUCAUAUCAACUCUGUAUUCACUUAGGAAUUGUUUGUCAAUGUUUACUCGCAUUUCUUUGUAACUAUUCUGUCAUUGCUGACCUUUGGUUCAGUUUUAUUUCCUCUGUAUCAGAGCUGGAAUCUGCUAAUGUUUAGGGCAAAUUAGCAAAUAGCUUUUUAAUUAUCAGGCAGUACUUGAAUCUGGCAGCUUGUUGGCUUUUGGCACACAUUGCCUCAUAGUGAAAUGAAGGUCAUUUCUUUGGGAUUUAUCUAACAAACAAUUAGCUUUAUACAAGGUCCAUUGUCUCCUCUACACACACAUAUACAGUAUACUUUCUGCUAGCAUAACAACUACACUAGGCCUAUUGUGUUGGCUGCAGUGUUUAUUGCAUAGCUCCUAUUUAAUGUUUUGAUUGAAGAUAAGCCAGAAGGUUUCAAUGAUGUGCAGCUUGCCAAAAAAUGCAACAAUUGUUUUCUCCCCUAACAAAUGUUCACUUAAUUCCUCUGUAAUUAGUCACUGGGAAAGUAUGACUCUCAACUUGUGUUAUGCACUUCAAAAGCUAUUUAUCUAUGUUUACCCUACCAUGUCUGAUUGUAGUCGACUCAUGGACACAUGCAAAUAUAAACCUUCAUUGUCACUUAAAGAACAUUCUUCCUCAAAUAUCUCAAUGCUGUAUCUGAUGGACAGUUUACCAGCUUGGACGUUUACUGUUAAAUGCUGAAUGAUAUUGUAAAUGGAACAAUUUAUUUAUUCAAUAACUUAUUCAGGAAUGGAUUUAUAUUUGUAUGAAUGAUGCACUGAAUUGUGCAUGAGAAAAUAAAAAUGCAAGAAAACA